Cryptococcus wingfieldii CBS 7118 is the source of this 555-nucleotide messenger RNA. RefSeq lists its product as hypothetical. Lineage: Eukaryota; Fungi; Basidiomycota; Tremellomycetes; Tremellales; Cryptococcaceae. The record is from RefSeq and is a predicted model, not a curated record. Bases 1 to 555 code for a protein of 184 amino acids. The transcript has 2 exons.
AUGCCCCCCUCAAGGCCGCAUUAUGCAAUACAGAACUUGGCAACUCCAUCGAGGCUCAGAUCUCUUCUGGGAACAACAGCGACCAGCCUGGGAGCUAGGCAAUACCGCCGGGCAAGCAGCCCCUCCAACGGCUAUACACCAUCCCCUCUAUCCGUUUCCACCACCACCAAUGUCUACCCCUCCGUCUGCUCUUCAAGUAACGUGCAGUCUCUCCCUUUGGACCCAGGACCUGGUCCUUCUACCGAUCUCGCUAUGCGUGAAGACGCGGAUAUGGAGGACCUGGAUGAUGAUAUGGGUAUCCCUGCUCUUCCCCUCGAACCUCUCAAUGUCGACUUGCCUUCCGAAACAGACCUAUUCGCGGAUUGCGUCGCCAGAUUCCCUUUCGACAUACCCACGUCCCUUGUCCCUUCGGUCUCCCAGCGGCAACGCAACCCUUUUCGGGAGGGUCCAAUGCAGGGGGCGGGAGGGAAGAAGAUGCCAUUCCUCUGUCGGUCGCUGGUGUUGGAUUCUGGAGUUCAGUACGCAGGACGCUGCGAGUAUAGACGUAUACGGUAG